AGAGUCCAGACACCAAGUUUGAAGUUUGAACCGAAGAGCCUCCAGCCUCAGCCUUCUUAAGGCUUUGCCACUUGUCAAGUAAAUGAUGUUUUCUUACCAACUCCCAGAGAGAGAGAGAGAGAGGGAGAGAGAGGGAGUGGUAGUUUUGCUUCCGAGCGUCUAUUAGAGACUACAGAUCACUACAGAUCAGGGGAAGCUCGUUUACUCUGACUUUGAGUCAUCGAUACCUUGAUUAGGAUAUAAAGCCCGCGAAGAGAGAGAGAGAGAGAGAGAGAGUUGCUUCGGAGUCUCAGCAGUCGGGGUCCUCGACUUCGGAGCUCCUUCUUCUUUGCAAAUUCACUUUUGCCUUUCAUGGCGGAAAGGGUGCCAUGACUAGUUGACCUCUUUCUCUUUGUAUCCUCGUUGUUUUCGAGGUGGAUUUUGUUUUCUCGAAGGCAGAACUCGCUGAUCUGAAGUUUUCGAUUGCUUAAUUUCCGUUAUUUGGGAAAUUAAUGAGAUUCUUGAGUUCUGUGACCUGGUUUUAUUUGUUAUUGUUCAGAUCCAUUGUUGAAGGCUUUGGUUGAUUGGAUUAGAUUGCUUUGGUGAGAAAUAAGCGGUUACUGGUUCAUCGUGUUGAUGUUGGGGAGGUAAGAAGAUUGGGAGUUUGAUUAUUUUGGGUGAAAUUUUCGUUGGGAGGUUGGAGAUGGUAUUAUCUUGUUGGUUUUUGGAUUUUGGAGGUUGAGUUUAGGGGUUUGAAUUUAGGAUGGAUGGGUCUCAGGGCAGCUCCAAUGCGCCGCCUCCUUUUCUUACGAAGACAUAUGAAAUGGUGGAUGAUCUACCCACCAACUCUAUUGUCUCAUGGAGUGAAAAUGGCAACAGUUUCGUAGUGUGGAAUCCGCCAGAAUUUGCAAGGGAUUUGUUGCCCAAGUACUUCAAGCAUAACAAUUUCUCCAGCUUCGUUAGGCAGCUCAAUACGUAUGGUUUUAGAAAAAUUGAUCCUGAUCAAUGGGAAUUUGGGAACGAGGAUUUUAUAAGAGGCCAAAGACACCUUUUGAAGAAUAUCCAUAGACGCAAGCCAAUUCACAGCCAUUCCCAACAAAAUCAACAUGGAAAUUCUACUGGAUUAAUUGAAUCAGAAAGGCAAGAGCUUGAAGAGGAAAUUGAAAAGUUGAAGCAUGAAAAGAGCAAACUUAUUUUGGACCUACAGAGGCAUACACAGGAGCAGCAAGGGAUUGAGUCACAAAUGCAGUCCUUGGAGCAAAAAUUGCAUCAGUUGCAACAACGCCAGCGGCAAAUGAUGGCUUUCUUGUGUCAAAUCCUGCAGAAACCUGGGGUUGCUUCAAAUCUCAUGAAAGAUUCAGAAAACUAUAAUAAGAAAAGAAGGUUGCCGAAGCUUGAUUACUUAUAUGGUGAAGCGGACAUAGAGGAGAACCAAGUGGUGACCUUCCAGAGGGAGAGACCUGAUGCUGUAUCUAUGCCAGUAAUAAACAUAGAGCCAUUUGAAAAGUUGGAAUCAUCGUUAAAUUCUUGGGAAACUUUUCUAAAUGGGGUUGGCCAAGCUUCAGGGGAGGAAAUGUCUCCUGUUGGAGUGGCUUUGCAACCUUCUACAGUUGUUCUUACAGAAAUGCAUUCAUCAUCUGGAGACCCAGACAUAAAUAUGCAGACAGAGUCCCCCGAAUUAUGUCAGUCUUCACCUCAUUCUAGAGAUAUUCAUUCAUCUCUAGAAUUGGCAGGAUCUACAAGUCAUGGGGAAAGCAUGGUUAUUUCUUCUGUUCAGUUUAAUGCAGAUACACGGUCAAGAGCUCCUGGAAUUGAUAUGAAUUCCAAGCCUGCUGCUGCUUCUGAGGUUCAGGCAUCUACAGAACGGGUGACAGGAAGCAUGACUGCUGCACAGCCAACAGGGGUGAAUGAUUUAUUCUGGGAGCAGUUUCUUACUGAGACUCCUGGUUCAUCUGAUACACAGGAGGUCCAGUCAGAAAGGAGGGAUGCUGAUGUCAGAAAGAUUGAAAACAAGCCAGCUGAUAAUGGGAUACUUUGGUGGAACAUAAAGAUAAGAAUGUAGAUAACCUUACAGAACAGAUAGGUCAACUUACUCCAGCCGAAAGAACAUAAUGUUGGUUGGUUUUUUAUUCCAACUUUUUUCAUGUCACAGGAGCUGGGUGUAUUGUUAACUUGAUGUAGAGGUAUACUUGUUUCUGUCUUGUUUAUAUAUAGACAGAUAUUCAUGUUUUGAGCUUAUCAUUCUUGUGAAUCUUAGAUGCUUGUCAAUUAGGUUCGCACUAACAUUCCCUUGUUCAUUAUUUUUUCAAUUUAUUAUGAUUUCUAAUAAAUGGUUAUCAACAA
Molecule: messenger RNA, 2322 nt
Organism: Nelumbo nucifera (sacred lotus)
Lineage: Eukaryota; Viridiplantae; Streptophyta; Magnoliopsida; Proteales; Nelumbonaceae
Product: heat stress transcription factor A-4c
Biological process (GO): regulation of transcription by RNA polymerase II; cellular response to heat
Cellular component (GO): nucleus
Molecular function (GO): DNA-binding transcription factor activity; RNA polymerase II cis-regulatory region sequence-specific DNA binding
Source: RefSeq, a predicted model, not a curated record